AAUACGUUGAAUGCAAUCAAGUUUUCAAAACAGAAACUUGACACGGACGGUUUUCCUACUUUUGUCUUCAGAAUCCUAAUGAAACAGGUGUCCCCCCUAAAAUGACGGCUAAAGAUUCAAUUAAAAAUGCUAUCCGGGCGAUGGGGGACGCACCUCGGGGUCUGACCUGGUCCUUUGGUUUUCUGAUGGUUAUUUAUGGAUUUUUCCUGGCCGGCUUUUGUUCCGACCACUGGCUGGAAUCGUCCAUAGUGUUGUCUGGGUAUGACUAUCGAACGCAAGGCCUGUGGAAAUUCUGUUACGGAGCCUUAGGAGCGACAUGUUGCGGAUAUAUCAACGACGUUAUGUAUGUUGAACCUUUCCUCAACGCUACAAGAGCAUUCCUGGUCAUCAGCAUUAUUCCUCAAGUUAUAUGUCUGAUUGCAAUUUGUUGGGGGAUAUUUAAACAUUCUCAUUCAUCUUAUUCAUCGUCAAAAUCUGCCGGAGGAUUCGCUGCAGGGUUUGCAGCAUUCUUCAUAACUCUGGCUAUCAUUAUCUACGGUGCUGCAUCACAAGAUGAAGAUUCCACGAGUAUCUAUAGUUUGUCUUGGUCCUACGCUCUCUGUGUUGUCAGUGGAUUGGCCUAUAUACCGUUCUGUUGUUUUAUCUGUUGUACAGAUGACGAACCAGAAUCACCCACGUCAUAACUGUAUACAAUGUACUUGUAUUUUGUAAUAUGCAUCUUUGAGUCUCUAUAUUUUUAAGCUCUUUGACCAACCGUCCCUCGAUGAUUUUUUUAAAUCAUGUAAUAUAAUUAUGUUAAAAUAUUGCCAAUUUUUGCAUAACAUUGUUUUAUUACAAAUAUAGAUUUAUUUAUUGUACGAGGAUGAUCAAAAAGUUCGCGAACUACCGCUAUAUAUACAAAACAACAAUUCAGAUCAGAAUGAAAUUUGGCACACAUAGAGUCAUACAUAUGCUAUAAAAUUAUGUAAUGGAACGUUUUGCCCCGUGUUUGUGACGUCACAAUGUGAAUUUGACGUCAUAAGGUAGAUCACUUGUGAAAAAAAAUGGUUGACUCAGUCGCAUUCGAGAAACGAAAGGCUGUAAAGUUAAACGUAUACCUAGGGUAUCUUGGAAAUUCCUUUGCAGAAGUUUAUAACAAUUUGUAUACCGUUUAUGAAGACAAAAGACUUGCCAGAAGUUUUGUCAUUAAUUAGAUUGAUUGUUUACGUGAAAGAAGAGAGAUGUUUAAAAAUGAUGUUUGUUUUGUUGUCCAGUGAAAGCAAACUGGGAAUUUGAGUAAUUUGAUAUGAAAGAUCGCAAACUUACAGUUAGAAAAAUAGAUAAAUAUCUGUACAUUUAUAUAAUUAAUAAAUCCUUAAAAUAUCGUUUACCUUUUACUUUAAACAUAUCAGAUAUGAUAAAUUGAAGGCACCCAUACUUUAUCCACAUGAAAUAAACGACGCUCAAAAGACAGAGAUGGGUUUUGAUGGUCACCAUGCUCAUUCUGCAAAAGGAUAUCAUUAUUCACCCAUACGAUUGCCGAGAUUAGGCCAUUUAUGACAAAUAGACUGUUUCUGUUGUUAAAAAUAACUUGCAUGGUAAGAAAUAUAAGAGUCGGAAAAAAUUUUAAGCAACUGUGACAGAACGCCAAGGAGCAUGUCACGUGACCGCCUAUAUCACGUGAUCCGCGCAUGGGCAGAAUUGUUGCAGAUGCGCAUUAAAAUCGGAGAGAACUACUUUUAAAAAUUAUCAACACUGAAACCCUAUAUCAUUUCUUCAUUUGAAGUUAUUCGAUUAGUUCGCGAACUUUUUGAUCACCCCUUGUAUGUUUUGAAAUGAAAUUUUAUUGUUUCAUAUUACGAAAUAAACUUCAGUGUUGCUUUCCAAGAA
Molecule: messenger RNA, 1869 nt
Organism: Saccostrea cuccullata (small rock oyster)
Lineage: Eukaryota; Metazoa; Mollusca; Bivalvia; Ostreida; Ostreidae
Exons: 3
Coding region: 102-683 (193 amino acids)
Cellular component (GO): plasma membrane
Source: RefSeq, a predicted model, not a curated record